AUGGCCCGAGUUCUUCUCACAGGCGGUACCGGUUUCAUCGGAGCUCAUAUUCUCAAUGAGCUUCUUGCUCGCGGGCACACAGUUCUAGCAGCCGUGCGCUCCCAGCUCAAAGGCCAGCAACUCCUCUGUCGGUAUACCCCCGAUGUGGCGAAGCGGAUAUCUACAAUUAUAGUAGAAGACAUCACCAAAGAAGGCGCCUUUGAUCAAGCUCUUCAAGCAGCUCCAUUGGACGUCGUGAUCCACUGCGCCAGUCCCUUUUACUACCGUCCCAAUAAUCCCGAGGAAGAUAUGCUCCGGCCCGCUAUCCGUGGCACAGUUGGUAUUCUCGAAUCUGUGAAGAAACGCGCGCCCUCCGUUAAAAGAGUCAUAAUAACCUCUUCGUUUGCGGCCAUUAUCAACUUCAAUUCCCACCCGCCGGUUUACUCUGAGAAGGUGUGGAAUCCAGUGACUUAUGAACAAGCACUGAAUCCCGCUCUCAGCUAUCCUGGAAGCAAGAAACUGGCUGAAGAGGCUGCUUGGGCAUUCAUGAGGGACGAGCAGCCCUCGUUUGCGCUCACCACCAUCUGCCCACCGCUCGUCUAUGGUCCCGUUGCCAACCGUCUAGAUUCUCUCGACAAUAUCAACACAUCCCAACUCCCGCAUCCGGGAUAUCAUCCUCGGCAAGCUAUCGAUAUCCCAGAAGCAGCCAAUGAGAGGUUCUUGGUUACCGCUGGACAUUAUGAUAACAAGGUCAUUGUGGAGAUUAUCCGUGAGGAGUUCCCGCAACUCAAGGAGAGGCUUCCGUCGAGGGAUCUGGCGGGAGAUUUGCCGACGGAUGUGUAUAAGUUUGAUAAUUCCAAGUCUGUGAAUUUGUUGGGCGUUAAUUAUCAGUCUUUAAGGGUAUCUGUAAGAGAUACUGUUGCUACGCUUCUGGAGCAGGGGAACGUGUAG
Messenger RNA from Aspergillus chevalieri, 930 nucleotides. Its product is annotated as methylglyoxal reductase (NADPH-dependent) gre2. The record is from RefSeq and is a predicted model, not a curated record. Gene Ontology annotation, molecular function: oxidoreductase activity, acting on the CH-OH group of donors, NAD or NADP as acceptor. Bases 1 to 930 code for a protein of 309 amino acids. Lineage: Eukaryota; Fungi; Ascomycota; Eurotiomycetes; Eurotiales; Aspergillaceae. The transcript has 3 exons.